Rotaria sordida is the source of this 1128-nucleotide messenger RNA. The record is from the annotation of a GenBank genome assembly. Lineage: Eukaryota; Metazoa; Rotifera; Eurotatoria; Philodinida; Philodinidae.
AUGAACAAUUGGAUUGAAGAGGAUAGCGAAGUUGACGAUUUUACCGACGAACAAAGUGGUUCAGAAACAGAAAAUGAUGAAAGUCAAACAUCAGACGCUGAUGAUGAAAUUGAUUUAGAAGAUCUUAAAUUAACCGAAGGUUCCACACGAAAAAGCUCAUAUACUUCAAAGUCCGGGAUGAUCUGGUCUUCAAUUCCGUCUACUUCAACAAAAAUAAAUUCUUUCAGUGAUAAUAUCGAGAAAUCUGGACCGACCAAGCUUACUGAAAAUGUUGCAUCUAUUGAAGACGCAUUCAUUUGUCUUAUGUCGGAAAAAAUCAUGCAGGAAAUUUUAAUUUAUUCAAAUAUGGAAUAUGAUCGAAGCGUCGGAUUAGAUGAAAAAGAAGAAAUAACAAUGAUGGAAUUAAAAGCUUCAAUUGGAAUAUUAUUGCUUGCUGGUUUAUUAGGAAGAUCAAAGGGAAAUUUGCGAUCCUUAUGGAGAACAAGUCCCUUGGAAUCUCCAAUAUUUAAAGCUACGAUUUCAAGAAAUCGUUUUGACAAAAUUAUUUCGUGUCUAAGAUUUGAUGAUAAAAGAACAAGAGAAGAGAGAAAACAAGCAGAUGAAUUUGUGGCAAUUCGUGAAAUUUGGUUAGAUUUUCAAGAUAAAUUAAAAACAUGUUAUACACCAGGACUUGAUCUUACCAUCGACGAACAAUUAUUAGGUUUUCGGGGAAAAUGUCCAUUUCGUCAAUUUAUUCCUAAGAAGCCUGACAAAUACGGAUUAAAGUUCUGGCUAUGUGUUGAUGCAGAGUCGUAUUGUGUAUUGAAUGCUUUUCCUUACAUUGGACGACAACCAGGUCAAGAAAAACAAAAACACAUUGGUGAAAGUGUAGUUUUAGAAUUGCUCAAGCCAUUCUAUGGUUCAAACAGAAACGUUACAAUGGAUAAUUUCUUUACAAGUGUUCCAUUGGCGAAAAAUCUUCAAACGAAGAAUCUUACUCUUAUAGGAACAUUACGAAAAAAUAAACCAGAAAUACCUAUAGAAUUUCUAUCAAAUAAAACUCGUGAAGUUGGUUCUUCGCUUUUUGGUUUUGAAGAUAAUUUAACUUUAGUUUCCUUUGUACCAAAAAAUAAUAAAGCUGUCUUAUAA